Molecule: messenger RNA, 2586 nt
Organism: Nyctereutes procyonoides (raccoon dog)
Lineage: Eukaryota; Metazoa; Chordata; Mammalia; Carnivora; Canidae
Gene: QPCTL
Product: glutaminyl-peptide cyclotransferase like
Exons: 7
Coding region: 21-1181 (386 amino acids)
Molecular function (GO): zinc ion binding; glutaminyl-peptide cyclotransferase activity
Source: RefSeq, a predicted model, not a curated record
GGUUUCGGGGCGAAGCUGCCAUGCCUUCCGGGGGCCGCGGGCGGUCCCGGCUACGGCUCGGGGAACGUGGGCUCUUGGAGCCGCCCUCCCCGCCCAAGCGCCGCCUGCUCCCGCGGGCGCACUUCUUGCCCCUGCUUCUGCUGGCCCUGGCCCUGGCUUCGGCGACCUACACCAUCUGGAGCGGCUGGCACCGCCAGACUGAGGAGCUGCCGCGGGGCCGGGAGCUGCGGGGCCGCUUGAUCGGAAGCCUCUCCGAAGCCCGGCUGCGGCGGGUGGUGGGGCAACUGGACCCACACCGUCUCUGGAACACUUAUCUGCGCCCCCUGCUGGUUGUGCGGACGCCGGGCAGCCCCGGCAAUCUCCAAGUCAGAAAGUUCCUGGAGGCUACACUACGGACCCUGACGGCAGGCUGGCAUGUGGAACUGGACCCCUUCACAGCCUUGACACCCCUGGGGCCACUGGACUUUGGCAAUGUGGUGGCCACGCUGGACCCAGGGGCUGCCCGUCACCUCACCCUUGCUUGCCAUUAUGACUCCAAGCUCUUCGCAUCUGAGUCGGUUCCCUUUGUGGGGGCAACAGAUUCGGCUGUACCUUGUGCCCUGCUGCUGGAGCUGGCUCAGGCCCUCGACAGGGAGUUGAGUAGGGCCAAGGAGCAGCUCCCACAGGAAGCCCCGGUGACUCUGCAGCUGCUCUUUUUGGAUGGUGAAGAAGCACUGAAGGAGUGGGGACCCACAGACUCCCUCUAUGGCUCCCGGCACCUGGCCCAGCUCAUGGAGUCUGCACCCCACAGCCCAGGCCCCACCAGGAUCCAGGCUAUUGAGCUCUUCAUGCUCCUUGAUCUCCUGGGUGCCCCGAAUCCAAACUUCUACAGUCAUUUCCCUCAUACAGCCCGCUGGUUCCAUCGGCUGAGGAGCAUCGAGAAGCGCCUUCACCGCAUGAACCUGCUGCAGUCUCAUCCCCAGGAAGUGAUGUACUUCCAGCCGGGGGAGCCCCCUGGUUCUGUGGAAGAUGACCACAUCCCCUUCCUCCGCCGAGGGGUCCCUGUGCUCCACCUCAUCUCCAUGCCCUUCCCCUCCGUCUGGCACACCCCCGAUGACUCUGAGGCCAACCUGCACCCACCCACCGUACACAAUCUGAGCCGCAUCCUCGCCGUGUUCCUGGCCGAAUAUCUGGGACUCUAGCCUCCUUGGCUGAUUCAGAAGGAGCAGUGCCCAGCCAGGACGCACCAAGGACACUUGGAACCAGUGGAGCUCAGGCCAGGCUGCCUGGGAUAUGCUGGAUAAUCCUUUUUUUUUUUUUGGUUCCACUUGUGCAAUGAUUGGAAGACCCUCUUUCCUUUGGCUCUUUCAAGCUGUCACUCUUCAAAGACACAAAAGAGACAAGACCGCUGUGAGGGUGACAGCCAAAGGAGUAAGAACUUAGACCCUGUCCUGAAGGAAGCUCUUGGUGUGAAGGUUUGCAAGGGGCCAAUGCUGCUGUUUUAUAGUUAGCACAUCUUGGACUGGCAUCUGGGGCAGCACUACCACCCCACCAAAUGAAUUCUCUGUGGCUUAUGGUUUAAUGUCCACAGAUUGCUGUGUGGUGUCCACAGGGGAUGUGCUGGUAAGCAGGAACAGAGGAGGUAGAAGCCAAUAGUUGGGAACUCGAGUCUGUCAGACCCAAGAGCAAUAAACCAGUGUUUCUGUGAAACAUAUUCUACAGAAUUAGCAUAACUAGGUGUUUCGUGAAAAGGGGGAUCAAAGAUGCGGGAUGAGACAUUAAAUGAGUUUCUUCAUUGCACAAUGUGAAUUUUCAAGUGUAAGACAAUUAAUGCAGUGUUGUUUCCUCAAAGCAUUUCCCCCACGGAACCCCUUUAUUGGGAACUUCAUAGAACUAGGGUACCACAAAGGAUACUUUGGGAAACACUGGGUUGUGACAGUUUGAGUGUGUUCACAGAAAGAAUGAGUAAGAUGGAUUCAUUGCCAACUAGUUCUACCAAACCAUUCUUUCCCUUUCAGUUGUGGGCAUAGGCGUAUGAGAUGGUGGAUGUCACUGCAACCCCAGUGAUGGCUUUGAGGAAGUAUUUCCCACCCCAGCUCAUGUUCAGACUCACCUGGGGUGCUUAUUAAAAAAAUGCAGACUCCUAGGUUUCACCCCAGACCUGCUGAAUCAGAACUCCAGGGAGGGGCUAGGACUCUAAGGAGCACCUGAGGGAGUUUCCUGAUCAGUGAAGUUGGGGAGAUGAUGUCCAUAAGAAUAGAGUGGCAUGUUCCCUGCGACUUAGCAAACCUACUCAAAAGAAAACCAUAAAAGGGAGGGCACCUAGGAAGGGAGACCUCAGCUGGGCUCUGUGCCUGCCAGUUUUGUGACUGCUGGAGCCCUGGUAGGUUAACAGGGAGACCAUGUAGUCUCUGUCCAAGUCCUGAGGUAGGUACAAUUUCUGUUCUCUUGCAAAGGAGGUGGGUAGGGCUGAGAAUUACGAUCCAGUUGUUUAUAGCACCCACAUGCUCACCCACACCUGGGCUCCUGAUACCAUGUCUUAUCUCCCAGAGAUCACCUGUGCUGGACCAACAGAUGGUUGGCAAAAAGUAGCUCCUCCUGAGGUUU